CGUGCAACGACACUUUGCUGUACAAAUAUUUAAGAGUUUAUUCAGUCCCCUCAAUAGACAGACCCACUCGAGAUUCAUUGUAGUCAGUAGCGAGAUAUUUUUUUGUCAUAGUCAUUCUUGAAAUGGAUUUCCAGCUGCCGGACGCAGGAUGGACACCAAACCUAUUGAUGUUUGGAUUUGUAAUUUGUUUUGGUAUAGCCCUUCCACUGGGAAUGCAAGUUAGCGUAAUAAAUGCUCCAGCUAAGCAUAUCCAACGGUGGUGUGACGAAGUGCUAUCAACGCGUUUUAAUACAACCCUAACACCAGAUGAAAUGGAAAUACUUUGGGCAUCGGUUGUUACUGCAUCCGUACUGAUGGGAAUGAUUGGCUGUUUUUCCGGUGGAAGCAUAUCGACAAAGCUUGGCAGGAAACGAUUGUUCUUGAUAUCCUGCCUACUCCUUCUUAUAGCAGUACCCUGCUUCCUAUUCUGCAGGAUGGCGUCGUCAAUAGAGCUACUCUAUAUGGGUCGCAUAACCGUGGGUCUAGCUUUGGGACUGGCUCUAACUAGCAUUCCCAUGUAUCUGGCGGAAGUUUCUCCCCUGAAGCAACGCGGUGCUAUGGGAGUAUUGCUUCCCGUGGGAGUGACCGCAGGUGUUGUGCUUGGACAAAUAGUUACUAUGGAGCAACUGCUGGGCAGUGAAAGCCUUUGGCACUAUGGAUUAGGCGUUGGAGGAUUCUUAGGUCUGAUUGGGUUAGUGUUUUACUGCUGGAUGCCUGAGAGUCCAGAAUAUCUGUACAGCAUCAAACACCAACCAGAAGAAGCGCUGAAAGUGGUUCGCAAAUUAUUUGGAAACAAUAGUAUAGAUGAAACCUUCGAGAAACGGAUUAGAUUAGGAAAGCAAACUCUCCAAAAACCGGACACGUUUUCUCUAAAGAAAGUAUUUGUGGACAGCAAAUACAGACUGCCUUUGGCGUUGCUUUUCUUUAUGAAUGCUGGGUGUGGACUAUCAGGCGUUAAUGCGAUCUUUUCGUACUCUGUCUCGACGUUGGAACGGAUUGGGAUAAGUUCCAGCGAUGCAACGCUUAUCAGUAUUGGUUAUGGGUGCAUCAACCUGGCAGCAUCCAGUUGUGGACUUUUUCUGAUGGAUCGCUUCAACCGUAGGCCAAUGAUGCUAAUUUCUUGUAUCGGCUGUGGAAUAACUCUAUUGAUUAAUACAUUAGCUAUUUAUUUCGUGGAUUAUGCAAAUUGGUUUGCAAUGAUUUCAGUAGGAGCCAUCGUAGCUUUCUUAUUGUUCUAUCAAGCUGGAAUUGGGCAGAUACCAUUUUUUAUUGGUGCUGAACUGUUCGAUAUAGGACCGCGUUCAUCUGCGCUUUCUUUGGGAUCUUUUGGUUCCUGGUCAGCGAAUCUCAUCAUGGUAAUGCUGUUUCCCAUUGUACAACAAUUGUGGGGAGCGUUCGCUUUUCUUCCGUCAUCAAUAGUUUGCUUUGCAUUAGCAAUAUUCGUGUACUUUUAUCUUCCGGAGACACGUGCUUCCAAUAUCAGUGAUAUAUCACAACUCAUUUCAAGAGGAUUCAAAUCUAAAAUUCGUUAG
Armigeres subalbatus is the source of this 1571-nucleotide messenger RNA. Its product is annotated as solute carrier family 2, facilitated glucose transporter member 1-like. The transcript is spliced from 7 exons. The record is from RefSeq and is a predicted model, not a curated record. Bases 123 to 1571 code for a protein of 482 amino acids. NCBI's taxonomy places the organism in Eukaryota, Metazoa, Arthropoda, Insecta, Diptera, Culicidae. Gene Ontology annotation, biological process: monosaccharide transmembrane transport. Gene Ontology annotation, molecular function: hexose transmembrane transporter activity. Gene Ontology annotation, cellular component: membrane.